This is a messenger RNA of Serpula lacrymans var. lacrymans S7.9, 315 nucleotides long. RefSeq lists its product as uncharacterized. The record is from RefSeq and is a predicted model, not a curated record. The transcript has a single exon. Lineage: Eukaryota; Fungi; Basidiomycota; Agaricomycetes; Boletales; Serpulaceae. Bases 1 to 315 code for a protein of 104 amino acids.
AUGGGUUUUGACUAUGAAAGCAAAGGACAUCACAUCUACUGGCCAGAAAAGCGCUCAGUAACUGUUGAACGCAUGGUACAAUUUAACGUUAAAAACAUACCUCUCAAUGUAAAUGAUGGGACUCCCUUUGGGCUUGAGGGGGAAAAUACUCUUGUAGAAGUCCAAGCACCUAAAGAGAGUCAAAUCAUUGAGAUUUUUAACAAUGAAGAUGCAUCGGAUGAAGGCGGACCUCUUAAUCCACCUGAUCCCCAAGACAACCAACUACCCCCUCUUCAACAACCUCCAGCUCUUCCAGCUAAAUAUAAACAAUGUUGA